Nycticebus coucang (slow loris) is the source of this 638-nucleotide messenger RNA. RefSeq names its product cytochrome c, somatic. Gene Ontology annotation, cellular component: mitochondrial intermembrane space. Lineage: Eukaryota; Metazoa; Chordata; Mammalia; Primates; Lorisidae. Gene Ontology annotation, molecular function: heme binding; electron transfer activity. The coding region runs from base 65 to 382 and encodes 105 amino acids. The transcript has a single exon. The record is from RefSeq and is a predicted model, not a curated record. Gene Ontology annotation, biological process: mitochondrial electron transport, cytochrome c to oxygen; mitochondrial electron transport, ubiquinol to cytochrome c.
GGCAGGACGUCCGGCUUCCAGCUCGUAACUUUAGUACUGUUAGCAACCAAAGAGAGAAUUAAAUAUGGGUGAUAUUGAGAAAGGCAAGAAGAUUUUUGUUCAGAAGUGUGCCCAGUGCCAUACUGUGGAAAAAGGAGGCAAGCACAAGACUGGACCAAAUCUCCAUGGUCUCUUUGGAAGGAAGACAGGUCAGGCUUCUGGCUUCUCUUACACAGACGCCAAUAAGAACAAAGGCAUAACCUGGGGAGAAGAUACACUGAUGGAGUAUUUGGAGAAUCCCAAGAAGUACAUCCCUGGAACAAAAAUGAUCUUCGCUGGCAUUAAGAAGAAGGGAGAAAGGGCAGACUUGAUAGCUUAUCUCAAAAAAGCUACAAAUGAGUAAUAGAUGGCCAUUGCCUUAUUUAUUACAAAAGAGAAAUAUCUCACGGCUUUUUUUUAUGUGUACCAUAAUUUAAUUGGUCUCAUUUACCAGAAUUCAGAUCAUGAAUGAAUGACAGAAUAUUUUUGUUGGACAGUCCCCGUUUAACUAAGACUGGCUUGUGGUUAAAUGAAUAUGAUCAGUUUUUUGGAUUUUGAUAGUGAUUCCAGUUCAGUAAAUGCAUCACUGUUUUCCAUUUCUAAAGAUAUGUUCAUAUUUA